UCGAUAGCCGCAGCGCCCCUCCUCAAUCGAUUGCUCCUGGCACACAACGCCGAUAGGCGACUUCUCUGCCCAUCCAGCCUAAACCCAAAGCCUCCUACGAUCACCCCUCUGCCAUCGUCAGACUUCGACUCUCUCACCAAACCUCGACAAGCGUUACUUAUCGUCAGGGUGCUCCAACGCUCGCUCCGCCAUCGCCAGUAUCCUUUGGACCCAUACUUUCGCUCUACAAGAUACACAACCCCUCUUACGUCCACGACAGCUUCGGCUACGUCAAGUUUCGGCAUCAUGUCUAGCAGAGAUCGCCGUAUAAUGAAAGAGCUGCAGGAUCUGACGGAGGACAAGGACACUUCCGGCAUUCAUGCUGCCCUGGAACAAGAGGGCUCGUUGACCGCUCUCAAGGGCUGGUUCUUUGGCCCUGGAAAUACGCCGUACGCUGGUGGCAAAUUCGUGAUUCACAUUCAGCUUCCUACCGACUACCCCUUCAAGCCACCCAAGAUGAAGUUUGAGACCAGGAUCUGGCAUCCUAAUGUCAGCAGUCAGACGGGCGUCAUUUGCCUCGACACCCUCAACAAGAACUGGUCCCCUGUCCAAACGAUCAAGACGGCUCUCCUCUCGGUCCGAAUGCUUCUCGAAAACCCAAACCCCUCAGAUCCACAGGACGGUGAAGUUGCACGGAUGCUGCUCGACAAUCCCGACUCGUUUGUGCAGAUGGCUCACGAGUGGGCAGUCAGGCACGCUGGUGCGCCGCGACAGCGAAACCUCGACUUAACUAUAUUCAGAAGCCUGGCCAGACCAACAACUGCUGUCGAUGCGAGCCGGUACCAUGGAUACAAGCCGGUCUUGGUUGAACAGUUUACGGCAAUGGGAUUUGACCUCGAUAACGUGGUGGCGACACUCGAGUUUUUCCGCAUUGACAAAUUCCAUGAAAACUUACCUCCGUCUCGCAUGUCGGACGUAACAACCCGACUUCUUGGUGAGCAGCCUUAGGAAGCAUGAGGGAAAUUUAGGAGCCGCCAAUCUAUCCCCUUCCCAACAUCGAGCGGCGAAAUGAAUUGGAGUUUCUUUACAUGGACUGAGGGUUGAAUUAUUUUUUUCUGGGUUUUUUGUUUCUUCCCCUGGGGCUCUAUCCUUUGGCUCAGUUGUGCUCUAGUA
This is a messenger RNA of Trichoderma harzianum CBS 226.95, 1152 nucleotides long. RefSeq lists its product as hypothetical. The transcript is spliced from 3 exons. The record is from RefSeq and is a predicted model, not a curated record. NCBI's taxonomy places the organism in Eukaryota, Fungi, Ascomycota, Sordariomycetes, Hypocreales, Hypocreaceae. Gene Ontology annotation, molecular function: protein binding. The coding region runs from base 286 to 987 and encodes 233 amino acids.